Capsicum annuum is the source of this 952-nucleotide messenger RNA. RefSeq lists its product as uncharacterized. The transcript has 2 exons. NCBI's taxonomy places the organism in Eukaryota, Viridiplantae, Streptophyta, Magnoliopsida, Solanales, Solanaceae. The record is from RefSeq and is a predicted model, not a curated record. The coding region runs from base 168 to 518 and encodes 116 amino acids.
UUGAAUGAAUAGAUAAGUCAAGUAAAAAAAAAAAAUUGUUUGUAGCUUCUAAUAUUUCAUAUACACACAUAAAUAAUUGACUUUGUCUUUUUUUUUGUUCUACUCAAAGUCUCUCUCUAUGGGUUUGCUUAGCACCAAAAGAGCUAACAUAUGAGUGAGUAUUUCUUAUGGUUAUUGGCUCUUGCAUCUCACAAAAAUUGAUGGGAAAGAAGAAAGUUGUGAAGAAGACAAAGGAGUUAUCAGUGGCAAUAGCAGAAUCAUCAGCAAUGAGUGGAGAUUCCCAACAACAAAUUACACCUAGGAAAAGAGGAAGACCAAGAAAGAUUGUUGUAAAAAAUGAAGAUGAUGUUUCUGCUGAAUUAAAAAAACUCAAAACAAGUGAAGUUGAAGAAUCAGAAGGUGAAAAGAAGAAACAACAAGAAGAUUUUGUAGAGGGAAAAAAUUUACAACCACAAAAUCAACAACCUACAAGGAGUAGUAGAGCUAGAAGAAAAAGCAAACCAAUAAAGAGCUGCUAAUUUUUUUUUUUUUUUUUAAUCUACUUAUCCUCCUACGUGACUCGAACGCUCAAUUUAUCAGUAGACGAUGGAGGUACUUAUGUUCCAACACAACUCGAACCCUCAAUUUAUCAGUAGAUGAUGGAGGUACUUAUGCUUCAAUACAACUUGAUCCUUGAAUUUAUCAAUCGAUGGUGGAGGUGUUCAAUCACUUCUGCCGUAAAAAAUCAAUUUCAAGAAAUUCCCCCUUUUCAUUUUGUUCCUUUCCUAGUGGUGUUAUUAUUAUUAUUUUUUUUGUUUUGUUUUUAGUAUGUCCAUUUUAAUUGUGAGAAACUUUUAGUUAGGAAGGAAUUGGUUAGCUUUGCACUAUGGAUUGAAUUGUGAUAUGACUUGUAUUGACUUUUGUGUUCAAGUGUGAUCUCAGUUCAAGAAAGUUGGAUAAGCUCUAGCACCAA